This is a messenger RNA of Malurus melanocephalus (red-backed fairy wren), 707 nucleotides long. It is a transcript of the gene CKLF, whose product is annotated as chemokine like factor. Gene Ontology annotation, cellular component: membrane. The coding region runs from base 1 to 426 and encodes 141 amino acids. NCBI's taxonomy places the organism in Eukaryota, Metazoa, Chordata, Aves, Passeriformes, Maluridae. The transcript has 4 exons. The record is from RefSeq and is a predicted model, not a curated record.
AUGGCGCGCCUGGAGGUGGACCGGGCCUUCCCCCGCUCGUCGCGGGGCUCGCUGAAGAUCGCCCGCGUGCUGGUGGCGCUGGCCACCCUCCUGUGCUUCGUGGCCUCGGGUUCACACAAGGCCUAUGUGGCGCUGGCCGGCAUGGARACGGUGCUCACCAUCCUCUUCCUGCUGCUCUACCUGCUGAAGCUCGACACGCAGAUGCGCUGGCUGUGCUGGACGCUGGCUGAUAUUAUCAACUCGGUGAUUGCAGCAUUGUUCCUCCUCGUUGUGUGCUUGUUUGCAAUAAUAAUGAGGACCAACAAGGGGACAUUGGCUGGAGGAGUGUUGGGUCUUGUAUUGCUUGUUCUCUGCCUUGUCGACGCGCUUCUUCUUUGCAAGACAAUGAACUUUGGUAAAGCAAGAGGAAGGAGUGCUGCCAAAUAAGAUUGACAUGUUAGUGAAGGAAUAAUCUCUCCAUUCUGUUUCCCCACUCUCUUUUAAAGGAUUUGUAUUUUCAGGUGCUCACCUUUGAAUUUCCUGUGCCCUGAUGUUUUUGCAAGUAUAGUUCAAUAAGGUUUCGUACUUUUCCUAAUGCAGUUUCAGCGCUGCAAUUUCACCAGUUAAAGCUUUAGAGAAAAUUGUUCUGUUUUUCUAAACUUAAUUACAUUUUUACCUGUAUGAAAAUUAUUUUCAUGACUGCCUUCUUGGUCUAAUAAAAAGAAAAU